Molecule: messenger RNA, 4153 nt
Organism: Acanthopagrus latus (yellowfin seabream)
Lineage: Eukaryota; Metazoa; Chordata; Actinopteri; Spariformes; Sparidae
Gene: pde6a
Product: phosphodiesterase 6A, cGMP-specific, rod, alpha
Exons: 24
Coding region: 79-2646 (855 amino acids)
Biological process (GO): signal transduction
Molecular function (GO): protein binding; 3',5'-cyclic-nucleotide phosphodiesterase activity
Source: RefSeq, a predicted model, not a curated record
GAGACCUGCAGAGUUGGUUAGCAGGACAGAGGGAUUAAACACUUUGCUGGAGACAAUACAAGGACUUCAACAGCAGCCAUGGUGGACGCAGCGGCAGCAGAGCAGUUCCUGGAUGCCAACCCGCAGUUCGCCAAGCAGUACUACGACAACAACUUCCGGCCAAAAGUAAUCUCAGAACUGAUGGACAACAACCGGAAGGCUGUGUUGGACAUCAGCAAGUUCCACGACCUGACGAUGGUGGAUGAGAGCGAGGUCCUUUUCGACCUGGUGCGGGACAUCCAGGACAACCUGCAGAUGGAGAAGUCUGUCUUCAACCUCAUGAAGCACCUCAGCUUCAUGAUGAGGGCCGACCGCAUGAGUCUUUUCAUGUACCGACAGAGGAAUGGAGUGGCUGAGCUGGCAACCAGGUUAUUUAAUGUCCACAAAGAUGCCUCGUUUGAAGACUGCCUGGUGCAGCCUGACAGUGAGAUCGUGUACCCUCUGGAUCUCGGCAUUGUGGGCCACGUGGCUACCAGCAAGAAGAUGGUCAACAUCCCUAAUGUGGCUGAGAGCCCUCAUUUCAGUGACUUUGUGGAUGAGCUGACUGAGUAUCAGACCAAGAACGUCAUUGCCAUCCCCAUCAUGAAUGGUAAAGACAUGGUGGCCGUCAUGAUGGCCAUCAACAAGUUGGACGGGCCACACUUCACGACGAAGGAUGAAGAGACCCUGAACAAGUAUCUCAACUUUGCGAACCUGCUGCUGAGAGUUUUCCACCUGAGCUACCUGCACAACUGUGAGACCAGGAGGGGACAGGUGUUGCUGUGGUCGGCCAGCAAGGUGUUUGAGGAGCUGACAGACAUAGAGAGGCAGUUCCACAAGGCCUUGUACACAGUCAGGGCUUUCCUCAACUGUGACCGCUACUCUGUGGGUCUGCUGGACAUGACCAAGACCAAGGAGUUCUUCGACCUGUGGCCAAUCCUGAUGGGAGAGGCUGCACCAUAUGACGGACCCAAAACUCCUGAUGGCAGAGAAAUUGUCUUCUACAAACUCAUUGACUACAUCCUUCAUGGGAAGGAAGACAUCAAAGUCAUUCCGAAUCCUCCAGCAGAUCACUGGGCCCUGAUCAGCGGUUUACCAACCUACGUAGCAGAGACCGGACUGAUUUGCAACAUAAUGAAUGCAUCUGAGGACGAAUUUUUCAACUUCCAGAAAGAGCCUCUGGAUGAUUCCGGCUGGACCAUUAAGAACGUCCUGUGUAUGCCAAUCGUCAACAAGAAAGAAGAGAUAGUGGGUGUGGCCACGUUCUAUAACAGGAAGGAUGGGAAACCCUUUGAUGAAAUGGACGAAACACUGAUGGAGUCUCUCACCCAGUUCCUGGGCUGGUCCAUGCUGAACCCCGACACCUACGAUAAGAUGAACAAGCUGGAGAACAGGAAGGACAUCUUCCAGGACAUGGUGAUGUACCACAUCAAGUGUCGCAAGGACGAAAUUCAGAACAUUCUGAACACCAGGGAGAGAUGGGGGAAGGAACCAGAUGAGUGCGAGGAGGAGGAGCUCGAAGAGAUUCUGUCGGAGGUCUUGCCCAACUCCAAGAAAUCUGAGAUUUUCGAGUUUCACUUCUAUGACUUUGAACACAGUGAAGUGGAAUUGGUGAAAUGCGGCAUCAAGAUGUACUACGAACUGAAAGUGGUGGACAAGUUUCAUAUUCCCAGAGAGGCCCUGGUGAGGUUCAUGUACUCUCUGAGUAAAGGCUACAGGAGGAUCACCUACCACAACUGGAGACACGGAUUCAACGUGGGACAGACCAUGUUUACCCUGCUGAUGACAGGUGAUCUGAAGCGUUACUACACUGACCUGGAGUGUAUGGCCAUGGUGACUGCCGGCUUCUGUCACGAUAUUGACCACAGAGGAACUAACAACCUCUACCAGUUGAAGUCUGGUAAUCCUCUGGCGAAGCUUCAUGGCUCCUCCAUCUUGGAAAGGCACCAUCUGGAGACUGGCAAGACUUUGCUGAGAGAUGAAGGGUUAAACAUUUAUCAGAAUCUGAACCGCCGUCAGCACGACCUCGUCAUCCACCUCAUGGACAUUGCCAUCAUCGCCACUGACCUGGCUCUCUACUUCAAAAAGAGGACAAUGUUCCAGAAGAUCGUGGAUCAGUCCAAGACCUACGAGUCCUGGAACGACUGGACCAAGUACAUGAUGCUGGAGACCACACGCAAGGAGAUUGUCAUGGCCAUGAUGAUGACUGCCUGUGACCUGUCUGCCAUCGCCAAACCGUGGGAGAUUCAGAGCAAGGUGGCGCUGUCUGUUGCAGCAGAGUUCUGGGAGCAGGGAGACCUGGAGAGGACUGUCCUGGAGCAGCAACCCAUUCCUAUGAUGGACAGAAACAAAGCAGCUGAUCUCCCAAAGCUGCAGUGUGGUUUCAUCGACUUUGUUUGCGCUUUUGUGUACAAGGAGUUCAGUCGCUUCCAUGUGGAGAUCACCCCUAUGCUGGACCGCCUGCUGAACAACAGGAAGGAGUGGAACGCGCUGAAGGAGGUGCACGAGGCUAAACUGGCUGCCCUCGAGGAGGCCAAGAAAGCCAAGGAGGAGGCAACUCAGAAAACUGAAGGGGAAAAACAAGCGAGUGCAGCCCAGUCACAAUCAAAGACUUGUACUCUCAGCUAGAGAUGCUUCAGCAGCACCAGGUUGAUUGCUACAUGGUUGUGGUCCAGCGCUGGCUUUUCACAAAAAAAAAAAAACGUAUUCCUCCUCAUUUCCUGUGAUAGUGUUGUGAUCGCAUGUGAGAAAUCCAGCACAUCCUCCACUUCAAAAUACCUGAUACAAUUCUCUCCUAUGGCUGUGUUUAUUGAUACUUGUCUCCUCUACUUUAACCUGUUGUGUUUUCCUUCUGCACUGCUUCUUCCUUUCUGUCCUUCGUUUUUGAAUCAAUAAUUAGAUGCUCAUGGCUUGAUGGUAAGGCACUCAUGACUGCUGCAAUUUAGUGGUCAUGGAUCCACCUGAGGGCAGGUGAAGUAGCAGAAUCCUCAAAGCUGUUUAUAAAUGAGCUGUGAUCUGACUGGACUGAGCUGGACAUGCUGUUUGACUGCAGUAACAACAUGACGACUUUCUUGAAGGGAUAGCGGUAUGCAUUAUGAUGUAACUUAGUACUGCACCAUGCUAAAAUCUUUGAUACUGAUGACUGGUUAGUCUACAAUGAUGCACAGUGUGAACUGAUGGUUUUUAAUGUCAACUAAUUGAUUGUUCUGUGAAACCCCGUCGUGAUGAUGUGUUCAGGUGUUCGGAAAGAUCGAACAUGCCAGAGUCAGCUCCCAAAAAGCAUCACAUGAAGUUGGGAAUGUUAUCUGUAAAUCAAGCCUGGAAGACAGACAAAAAAGAACCCAUGGACAUGCUCUGCUCCCAUGGCAGUGUUUUUGUCUUGUCAGUAUACCAGCAAAAGAGUUCCCAAAACUCCAUUUAUACAGCAAUCCCAUGCAAGUCUCUUUAAAUUGAUUUCAAUGCUAUUCUGGCUUCAACUGCAACCUGGAGUUAUCUAGGAAAAUAUGCAUGGAAAAUUUUCUGAAAACGCUGCAACACCGUUGAGUAGUUUAUUGGCUGAAACGUGCGAACCAUCAAUUUGUUCCUUUAAGAUUCGAUUCAAAGCAUCUGUCACAAUGACCUGUGAGGUAUGUACAGAUGGAAUCGUGUGGUUGAUCACACCUCGAUGACAACAGCAAAAUGUUGGAAAAAGAUUUAGAGAAACUUGAUUGAAAAAGUCCCACAAGCUUUUCUUGAUCAGGCAGAUGUGCUUAUUGCUGCAUGAGACAUCAAGAAGUCUGGGAAAUAAGUUAAAGUUUUGUGGUUCCAUGAGUGAAACAGCUGCAACCCUGACAGACACCUGGCUUUUCAAUACUAUGAUUCAAAUGUCAACAAUUAAUUUGUAUUUUUGGCUUGUUAACAUUAGCUGUGAUGACACAUUAGUAUCAGCGUGUUUGUCUACAUGCCAUCAAGUGGUCAGAAUCUAUAACAAUGUAAUACAAGUGAACAUGAAGAAAAUUUGAGAACAUUGCUGUGAAAUAGAUUUACACUGCAAAUAUUGUAUCAGGUUCAUUUUCUGCUCUGCAGCUUUGGUGUUACUGUAUACUGUUUGUAAGUGUGUAACAAGCUUGUUCAUACUAAAGCUGAUCAAAAUCAA